AUGGCGCAAUUCUGGAAGAAAGGAGCUAGUUUUAUCAAUUGGUACUUCAACAAACUCAACACGAAUCCAGAAGAUUUAGAAAUAGUAUAUAACAACGAUUCUAUUGUUCAAUUCAACAAGCAAACAUUUCAAGGUCGAAAUGAAGAAGGAAAAUUAAAAAUUAUCGAAUAUCUUAGUUCGCCAGAUAUGAAAAAAGCAAAAUACAAAAUAGUAGAUUAUACAACACAGCCAUCUAUAGAAAAUUGCAUAUUUAUCAUGGUCCAAGGCUAUGUAAUUCCUGAUGAAGCUCAUCCAGAAGUUGAUCAGUCUUUUGACUUUUCUAUUUUUGUUCAUUUAGCUAAGCAAGAUAACGCAUUCUUAGUAUUGAACCAAUUCUACGCAAUUUCAGAAGAUUUGGAUUAG
Molecule: messenger RNA, 402 nt
Organism: Trichomonas vaginalis G3
Lineage: Eukaryota; Parabasalia; Trichomonadida; Trichomonadidae
Product: NTF2-like family
Exons: 1
Coding region: 1-402 (133 amino acids)
Biological process (GO): nucleocytoplasmic transport
Cellular component (GO): nuclear pore central transport channel
Source: RefSeq, a predicted model, not a curated record